AUGUGCUUUAGCGGAUGCUGCUCCUCUGGAAAGACGGUGUGCUGCAGCCAGUCGUGCCAGCAGUCCAGCUGCUGUGACCCAUGCCAGAAGUCCAGCUGCUGUGCCAAGCCAUGCCAGCAGUCCAGCUGCUGUGAUCCAUGCCAGAAGAGUAGCUGCUGUGAUAAGCCAUGCCAGCAGUCCAGUUGCUGUGACCCAUGCCAGCAGUCCACCUGCUGUGAUAAGCCAUGCCAGCAGUCCACCAGCUGUGACCCAUGCCAACAGUCCAGUUGCUGUGUCAAGCCAUGCCAGCAGUCCACCUGCUGUGAUAAGCCAUGCCAGCAGUCCAGCUGCUGUGACCCAUGCCAGCAGUCCACCUGCUGUGUCAAGCCAUAUCAGCAAUCCACCUGCUGUGACCCAUGCCAGCAGUCCACCAGCUGUGACCCAUGCCAACAGUCCAGCUGCUGUGUCAAGCCAUGCCAGCAAUCCACCUGCUGUGACCCAUGCCAGCAAUCCAGCUGUUCCAAUCCAUGCCAGCAGUCCAGCUGCUGUGACCCAUGCCAACAGUCCACCUGCUCUGUCAAGUCGUGCAAGAAGUCCACCUAUUGCAGCACCCAGCAAUGCCUACCAUGCAGCCACUGUGGCUGCAUCUCCUGCUGUUGUGGAUCUCUGCCUUGCUGCUCAACUGUGGUGAAGAAAAGGCCUGUUGUCGUGUGUUGCAGCCCUGUGCGUUACUGCUCUCCCAUGAGAAAGUACUGCAUACCCACGCAGCAGUGCUGCUACUCAACCAAAAACUUUGCCUACACUACAAACAUCAUGUCCAACGGAUGCUGCUCUGGUAGUAACAACUGCUGUGGUGGGAGCAGCUACUCUGUGUGCUGCUACGGCCAGAAGUCUUGCUGCAAGACACCGUGCUGCUCGCCCAUACAGUACUGCUGCCCCGUGAGGACCUGCUGCGUGCCCACGCAGACUGUCUCUGUCCCUUCCAGCUUUGCCUACACUACAAACAUCAUGUCCAACGGAUGCUGCUCUGGUAGUAACAACUGCUGUGGUGGGAGCAGCUACACUGUGUGCUGCUACGGCCAGAAGUCUUGCUGCAAGACACCGUGCUGCUCGCCCAUACAGUACUGCUGCCCCGUGAGGACCUGCUGCGUGCCCACGCAGGUGUGCUGCUACACCACGAGCAAUAACAACAGCAGCUGCUGCGGGGGCAACAACAGCUGCUGCUGA
Rhea pennata is the source of this 1206-nucleotide messenger RNA. Its product is annotated as keratin-associated protein 9-1-like. The record is from RefSeq and is a predicted model, not a curated record. The coding region runs from base 1 to 1206 and encodes 401 amino acids. NCBI's taxonomy places the organism in Eukaryota, Metazoa, Chordata, Aves, Rheiformes, Rheidae. The transcript is spliced from 3 exons.